GCCGCUAUUCCAUCCCUAGCUUAGCGUUUAUCAAGAAAUCAAAACAAAACGCGAGCAACAAUUGUGUAUAAAAUAAAAACUUUCUGCAGCCUCAUUGUUAUUCCGCACCUCGAAAUGCCAGACUCACCGCCGCCGGCCAGCAAUUGUGAGCAGGCUUUGAUCCAGCUGAAGAACUUUGGGUACGCCUUCGACGGAGACGGAGUCCUGCGCAAAAUCGAUCCCGCCACAGGAGAGCCCGGCACGGAGCAGUUUUCCUAUAACGUCAGCAACGAUGCCAACGAGAACGAGAAUCACUACCAGAAACUGGCCAACCAAAUCCCGGAAAUUGUCUACGCUCUGCUUGAGAAAAACGGCCUAAGUCGUACCUAUAUUCCAUUAAACAAGACACCAGAGCGUUCGUCCUUUAUCUACUCCCAGCCGGCAAAGCUGUCGCAGUCCAAGAAGUUGCUAGUCCUUAUCCAUGGCAGUGGACUUGUUAAGGCAGGCCAAUGGGCCAGAAGCUUAAUCAUAAACAACUCGCUGGACCACGGCUCUCAGCUGCCUUAUGUGCGUCAGGCGCAGAAGCUCGGAUACGAUCUGCUUAUCACCAAUACCAACGAUUGUACACGAUUCUACAAUGGAAAGGAUAAUUUAAUCGAGGGCGUUGAAACUCCACUAAAGCACACAAAGUAUGUGUGGAAAAACAUUGUGUUGCCCUCGAAACCGGAGAGUGUGGCUAUCGUGGCCCACAGCUACGGUGGCUGUCUGACAUUAGAUCUUGUUGAAAACUUUUUGGAUUUCUUUAAGGAAUCUGUUUUUGCGAUUGCCUUUACGGAUGCGGUCAUGGGUAGUCCACAGUCCAAAUACAGGGAUUACAUGUGUGAUGUAACCUGCGAUUGGGUCGCCAGCAAUACACCUUUGGACACACCCGUCUCACAGUCGAAGAAAAGCAUCCGAAGGGUUUCUGCUGGCCACACCAAACAUGAGUGGACCUCUUACUCGGCCAUCGAUUCCAUAUUCAAGUUCAUUGAGGAAAAGUAUGAGCAUCGCCAGAACAAGAAAUAACAGCCCCACAUCUACUUGUUAAAGAAUUUUCGUACUUUCCUUGUGUAGAAAAUAUCUCGGAGAUGUGAAUAUAAAUUAUAUUUUUACCGCCUGCGUCCAUCUGA
Molecule: messenger RNA, 1148 nt
Organism: Drosophila gunungcola (fruit fly)
Lineage: Eukaryota; Metazoa; Arthropoda; Insecta; Diptera; Drosophilidae
Product: FAM172 family protein homolog CG10038
Exons: 6
Coding region: 115-1044 (309 amino acids)
Biological process (GO): regulatory ncRNA-mediated heterochromatin formation
Cellular component (GO): nucleus
Molecular function (GO): siRNA binding
Source: RefSeq, a predicted model, not a curated record